AUGGUAAUGUUCAGGCUAGCAAUUCAACUAUCUUUUUUUAGUGGCAAAGAGACAGGCAAACAUGAACAAGGAGUAGGUUUCGUAGUUAAAAACUCCAUAAUGUCAAGCAUUAAACGUUUCAUGCCAGUGAAUGAACGUCUGUGCUACCUGCAAAUGGCUGGAUGGAAUUUCGAUAUAUGUAUAAUUAACGGUUAUGCCCCGACAGAGGAUCAAGAGGAGGAAGUGAAAAAUAUUUUCUAUGAGGAUCUAGAGAGAUUAUUUGACUCUCUACCAAACAACUGCAUCAAGAUAAUUGCUGGUGAUCUGAAUGCGCAGGUCGGUARAGAACAAUUUCUUAGACCAACAAUAGGCCAAGAGAGCUGGCACUCAGUAUCUAAUGAUAAUGGGUUGAGAUUAGUUGGCUUUGCAGAAUCGAAAAACCUUAUUAUAAGCAGCACCUAUUUUCCUAGAAAGAACAUCCAUAAGCACACGUGGACUGCCCCAGACGGUAAGACGAAAAGUCAAAUCGACCAUAUAAUUAUUGACAAGCGACACCGAACAAGCAUAAAAAACGUCAGAAGCUAUAGGGGUGCGGAUGGGGACACAGACCACUUCUUAGUGAUAGCAAGCCUAUCGUUAAAACUGUCAACGAUAUGGAGAAAAAAGCAACAACCUAAUACAGCACAUAAACUAGAUAGAAGUAAAUUAAGAGAUCAAAAGGAAAUCAUGGAAUACCAAAACAGAAUAAAGGAAGGAUUGAACAGCUUUAACAUAAUACAAGAAGAAUUGAGUAAUGUCAUAGAGUGGACCCAAAUAAAGGAAUCACUAAAUAAAGCAGCAGAAACUCUCCGAGUUACCAAGGGAAAAAGUAAGAAUCACUGGUUUGAUAAUGAGUGUCGAGACACGAUAAAAAACCGAAAAGCAGCAAGAGCUAAAAUGAUACAAAAUCCUUCGACUUCAAAUUUACAGGAAUAUGCAGAGUUUCGCGCAAG
This is a messenger RNA of Diuraphis noxia (Russian wheat aphid), 971 nucleotides long. RefSeq names its product craniofacial development protein 2-like. NCBI's taxonomy places the organism in Eukaryota, Metazoa, Arthropoda, Insecta, Hemiptera, Aphididae. The record is from RefSeq and is a predicted model, not a curated record.